Molecule: messenger RNA, 525 nt
Organism: Ruditapes philippinarum (Manila clam)
Lineage: Eukaryota; Metazoa; Mollusca; Bivalvia; Venerida; Veneridae
Exons: 4
Coding region: 122-427 (101 amino acids)
Source: RefSeq, a predicted model, not a curated record
UAUUUACUUUAAAAUAAAACGCACCGUGAAAAUAAUCCGCUAAAUUCUCUUGUUAUUUCCGGUACCGUAACAUAAUGUUUUGUAACAAGUUACGUUGAAAUAUAUCGAUAUCUUGAAAACAAUGCCCGCUGAUGGAGAAUUCCGAUUCGCUGACUUUUUUAAGCAGAUGUUUUUCAGAGAGCUGCAUAAAGCUAAUAAGAGUGAAUGUGUACAGAAUGGUGUAAUCAAUGGGCUCAUGAUGUUUAUAGCAGGCUAUACAGCUGGUUAUGCCUAUUAUUACAGCCCUAAAAAAGCAGUUUAUGUGUUUGGUUUACCAGCUUUUGCAUUUACAGCUGUUGCAACUGUAAUAAUAUGUGACACAAAUAAUGCAGUUGAGAAACCUUCACAACAACAACAUCAACAACAACUGCAACAACAAAUAAAAUGAUCAUGCAUUAAUCUUUGAGCUUAUUUAUUAUAUGUAUUUGUUUACUAUUGUCAGUAUUUUGAAAAUUUUUAUAAAUGAAAUAAAAGAUCGAUUGUCUA